Trifolium pratense (red clover) is the source of this 1820-nucleotide messenger RNA. RefSeq lists its product as uncharacterized. The record is from RefSeq and is a predicted model, not a curated record. NCBI's taxonomy places the organism in Eukaryota, Viridiplantae, Streptophyta, Magnoliopsida, Fabales, Fabaceae. The coding region runs from base 81 to 1820 and encodes 579 amino acids. Gene Ontology annotation, molecular function: protein binding. The transcript has 4 exons.
ACAACUAUUCAAUCACAGCCGAUUCAAACUCUAAGCAAAGUUUGCCACAUUCUCCAUCAACCCAAAUUUUCAAUUCAACAAUGCAUAGGUCUAAAAAACUCAAGAGUGAGUUACCCGAGUUACCUGAUUCUGUUAUAUCGAAUAUUUUUUCAAAGUUAAAUUUGAAGGAUUUGGUGAAAACUAGUACAUUGUCCAAACAAUGGCGUCACGAAUGGGGAUUAAGAAAGGAACUCAACUUCGAUAUCCAUAACAUGUUUGAUCAAGGAUUACCAAAAAACCUAACACUUGCACUCUUUGAUGUGGUCCAAUCUGAAUUUGCCACAAGUUUGGAUCAAUUCAUGCUACAUUAUCAAGGCGACACGAUCAAUUCAAUACGAGUUAAUUUUCCAUUAGACGAUGAACACAACAAUGUUAUUGAUAGAUUGAUUACCAAAGGAAUUGCUAAAGGUGCCAAACGCAUUGAACUGCUAUUCUCUUGUCAAAUUGAUGAUACUGAUAUUAUUUUGGAAAUUGAGCCGUACAAAUUUUCGUUCGCUCUAUUAUCUAACACUGAUUCUCUUACGUAUCUUCGCCUACAAAAUUGUUGUCUAGUAGAAUCUUUUGAGUUCUCUGGAUUGAAGAAUUUGAGGACUCUUGUGUUACAUUUAGUUGCUGUGAAACAGGAUUUUCUUGAGGGUCUGUUGUCUAACUGCAUCAAUCUUGUAGACUUCACCCUUGACGCCUGUGAGUUCAAUUCUGACUUGAUAAUAAUCACUCCAUCAUUGUUUCAUUUGAACAUUGUUAACUGUGAGGUUGGAAUCAGGGAGGAGAGGAAUAUAGAUAUCAUUGCAUCAAAUCUCUCAUCCAUUGAAUAUUCUUGUAAUGGUCGUCGAGUACAUUCGAUGAACAUUAAGGCUGAUAAGUUAUCCAAGUUUAUCUUUAGAGGUAGUGAAAUUUCUCACCAUGUUGAGUUUUCUGGAAUAAAAAAUGUGACAACAAUUGUGUUGGAUGGACUCCACGAAUUUCUAUCGACGGAUAUUGUGCCUCAUUUGUUUUCUGAAUGUCUCAAACUUGAGGAUGUCACAUUUAAGAACUGCUGGGUGAUGUCUGAUUUGGAAAUUAUCAGCUCAAAGUUGCGUCAUUUGAGCAUAAUUGAUUGUAGCUAUAAGGGUUACUCUCCUUUUAUAAUAGCUAUUGAUGCAGUGAAUCUCUCGUCCUUUGAAUACAACGGUAACACGAGGGUAUUCUCUAUUAGGGCUCCAAGGUUAACCAAGUUAUUUUGGAAUGCAACUACGAGAGAGGAAACACCAUUUGCCCUUGCUCCAUAUGAUAGCUUACUCGGCAUUGAGAACUUAACUAUGAUCAUAAGCACUUCCCAGAUAGAGGAAAUAACAGAGGUCUUGGUUCAAUUUGAAAAACUUAAACAAUUGGAGUUAUAUAUCGAGGGAGCGGAUCUGGACUACUUUUUGAUUUUGGAUAUUAUAAUGGCGUCUAAACAUCUCGAAAAACUUUCUCUGACGAUUCGAAAUUCACAGAUGGAAAAUUCACACAUGCUUGGACUUGAGAGACAAAGAAGAGAAUAUGCAGAGAUUUUUCAUAAUAAUUUGAAAUUUGUAGAGUUGCAUGGUUGUGUUUGCAUCAUAAAUGUAAUUGACUUAACUAGUCACUUAUUGAGGAUGGCAAAUUCGCUUAAGAAAAUAACUUAUAGUUCUCUUGAAAAAUUGUAUGUGGGUGCUGGAACUUGGACUAAUGGGUCUGAUGCUUGUUGUUCGGGGUUCAAACGAACUUUUGUUCACGAGAUGCUUAAAGCUGAAGUAAAUGAAUAUCAGCUAAAACUUUAG